Messenger RNA from Beta vulgaris subsp. vulgaris (sugar beet), 2219 nucleotides. Its product is annotated as chitin elicitor receptor kinase 1. Gene Ontology annotation, molecular function: transmembrane receptor protein kinase activity; ATP binding. The record is from RefSeq and is a predicted model, not a curated record. NCBI's taxonomy places the organism in Eukaryota, Viridiplantae, Streptophyta, Magnoliopsida, Caryophyllales, Amaranthaceae. The transcript has 11 exons. Gene Ontology annotation, biological process: protein phosphorylation; innate immune response.
GUCUAUGUGUACUAGUCAGAAAAAGGGUCGUCUCUUUGAUUAUUCUACGCACAGUCGUCAACCUUUACAACUGCUGUACAGUACCCUCAAAACAAAUCCAAACCUUCAAACAAAAUUUCCAUUUCUAAAAAGUUAUAUUUCUGGGGUUUCCAUAAUUCUCAAUUCUGAUCUUUGAUGUUGUUUCUUCAAACCAUUUGUUUUGUUCUUUUAUGGAGUUGUUUUUGUUUCACUGUAGAAUCACAAUGCAAUAGAGGGUGUCCUUUAGCUUUAGCUUCAUACUACUUAUGGAGUCAGGCAAAUCUUACAUUCAUAGCCCAAGUUUUCAAUACUACUGGAGAUGAAAUCUUGAGUUAUAAUCCAAGUGUUCCUGACCAAGAUAGACUUAUAUCUUCUACCAGAAUCAAUGUUCCAUUCACCUGUGAUUGCCUUAAUAAUGGCCAAUUUCUGGGUCGUAUGUUUCAGUUUAGGAUGACAGAGGGUGAUACUUAUAAUAGACUUGCUAACACUUACUAUUCCGGGCUUACUACUGCAAGAUGGAUUGAGAAUUUCAAUAGUUUUCCUGUAAAUAAUGUACCUUCGGGUUCCCUUGUUAAUGUUCCUGUGAAUUGCUCUUGUGGGGAUAGGAGUAUUGAAAGAAAUUAUGGGUUGUUCAUGACUUACCCGCUUCGUCCUGGAGAUAAUUUGUCUUCCGUUGCACAGUACUCGAAUUCGACCUCGAGUUUGUUGCAGAGGUACAACCCAAAUGUGAAUUUUAGUGCUGGAACUGGAAUUGUGUUCAUUCCUGCUCAAGACAGAAGUGGACGAUAUCCUCCUAUGCCCUCAAGGUAGGGACUAUCUGGCGGAGUCAUUGCUGGUAUCUCUGUGGCAGUGGUAGGUGUAAUUUUGCUGGCAAUAUUAUUCUUUGUGCUUAUGAGAAGAAAGAAAAUGAAGAAGGCCUCACUACUCCUUGAUAAGCUGUCUGGUAAGAUUCAUGGAAAAUCCCAGAAAACUGCAAGUUCCUUCGAUGCUGGAAACAUGGGUGUGACUGUUGAUAAGUCAGUUGAGUUCUCCUAUGAAGAGCUUGCACAAGCAACAGAUAACUUCAACAUGGCUAACAUGAUCGGCUCCGGUGGUUUUGGGCAGGUUUACUAUGCAGAGCUGAGAGGAGAGAAAGCAGCUGUCAAGAAGAUGGACAUGUUGGCAUCUAAAGAAUUUCUUGCUGAGUUAAAGGUUUUGACCCGUGUUCAUCACUUGAAUCUGGUUCGCUUGAUUGGAUACUGUGUUGAGGAGUGUCUUUUCCUGGUGUACGAAUUCAUAGAAAAUGGAAAUUUAAGCCAACAUUUGCGUGGGUCCGGAAAAGACCCACUACCCUGGUCUACCCGAGUGCAAAUUGCUCUUGAUUCUGCAAGGGGUCUUGAGUACAUUCAUGAGCAUACAGUCCCCGUGUACAUUCAUCGUGACAUCAAAUCUGCCAAUAUACUGAUAGACAAGAGUUUCCAUGCAAAGGUUGCAGAUUUUGGGUUGACCAAGCUGACUGAAGUUGGAAAUCACUCUGCUCCAACACGUCUUGUUGGUACAUUUGGAUACAUGCCUCCAGAGUAUGCGCAGUAUGGUGAGGUGACUCCAAAAGUAGAUGUUUAUGCAUUUGGAGUUGUCCUUUAUGAGCUCAUAUCAGCUAGGGCAGCUGUAACGAAGCAAAUCUCAGGUCCUGACUCGAAGGGCCUAGUUGGUAUGUUUGAGCCUGUUCUCAACGAGCAUGAUCAAAAUGAGAUUCGGAAACUGGUGGACCCUCAGUUAGGGGACGACUAUCCUCUCGACUCCGUUUAUAAGUUGGCACAACUUGCAAAUGCAUGCACUCAAGAGAAUGCUCAUCUGAGGCCGAGUAUGAGAUCUGUUGUGGUUGCUCUGAUGACUCUAUCGUCCACAACAGGUGAAUGGGACACUGGUGCCUUCUAUGAAAAUGACAGUGGUAAGCUACUCUCUGCAAAUUAACAGAAGUUCGUGCAAGAAAUGACGAGUGGUAACAUGUUGAUAUGUUGUUUGCCAUAUUGCUUUUGCCAUUUCAACUCUCUGUAGUCUGUAUAUUUAUUGGUGCGAUGUAGUUUGUAUAUUUGUAAUGUACUCGCUGUAACAUAUAAUUAUUGUUCCAUGGCUAAACAUAUGAUACUUAUUGAGUUGCGUGAUUAGAUCAAUAAGUGUAAGAACAAUAAACGGAAUGGAAAUGUAGUGAAUUCUUUUUA